Messenger RNA from Fulvia fulva, 1806 nucleotides. RefSeq names its product PHD and RING finger domain-containing protein. The transcript has 2 exons. The coding region runs from base 1 to 1806 and encodes 601 amino acids. Lineage: Eukaryota; Fungi; Ascomycota; Dothideomycetes; Mycosphaerellales; Mycosphaerellaceae. The record is from RefSeq and is a predicted model, not a curated record.
AUGGCAGACACAUGCAUUGUCUGUUUAGGCGACCUGCGCACCACUGUGGACGGGGAUCCACCGCCGGAUGCUCCCGCUGCACCAGCUGAUGAUGCUGGCGAGGACAGCGACGCCAAGCAAGCCUCGAUAUAUAACGCCCAAAGUAACAUAGAGACGGACGAAGAAGCCAUCGCUCAUCUUCUACCCUGCAAGCACGACCUGCACAAUUCGUGCUUAAAGCCUUGGGUUGAGCGCGCCAACAGCUGCCCAAUAUGUCGGACUGUGUUCAACAUGGUCGAAGUCAGCAGGACGGUGGGUGGUCAAGUCAUCGACAGCUAUGCUGUGAUGGACAAGUCGCAAGAGGCGGAGGUCGACCCUACAAUGGUGGUUGAUGACGAGCUAUUUGCCGUGGAGCUGGUCGAGCCGUGUCUGAUAUGCGAGGUCCCAACCGACGGUCUUGGGGCCAUGUAUUGCGACGGGUGUGAUCGAAGCGUACACAUCUUCUGCGCCGGCUUCGAUGCAGACGUACCGGAAGUCUGGUACUGCGAGAGCUGCCUCGGACACCUUGAGGCUGACGCGGAUCUUCUUGGCCUCGCGUCUGCUGCUGGAAGAGGACGAAGACGUCGCAUAGCGAACGGCAACGGUCGUGGGACUGGUGGCCGGCCGCGUCAUCGCCGUAACGACGACGCGAUGUGGGCCCGAGUGUGGCAAGAGGUCAACAGACGUCUUGAUAUGGACCUUGAUUUCCCGUAUGACGAAGAGCCUGCGGAGACGCGAACAGAAGAACAACGACGAGAAUUCGAGCGAUGGCAGGCCAGGUUCAAUAUCGCAGACCGACAGGGCGCAUCGAAUCGGCUUCGCGGCAUUGCACAGGCCCGGAUCAAUGGACGGCGCAUAGUGCCAGCGACACCAGAAUCUCAGGAAGAACUUCGUGCCUGGAACGCCUUUGAUAAGGCACGCGAGUCACACGAAGAGGAACCAGCCAACACGAGACGUCGCAAGCGUAGACGCACAGACUCGCCUGCGUCACCACGCGAAUCAGAGCAGCCGUCUGCACAACCAGAACUGAAGCGUCCACGUCUACGCCGUCCACGAAAUGCGGCACCCGAACAACCAGAAUCUUCUGCUGCCGCAGCUCGCAGAAAUGGCGAAGAUCACACUUUUCUAUCGUCUCUGCUUCGUGAGGUUGAGAACAAGGCCACAUCUGCAUCCUCUCCUGCUGCGUCCGAUUACGUGUGCGGUCAGUUCUCGCCACGAAACUCCUCUCCUGUACGGUCGCCGGCCUCCUCGGAAGAUGGCACACCACCCGCGGCCACCACUCCACCUCCACACAGGCCACUGUCACCUCCUCUUUCCUCACAAAUCAUGCCUGCAACCUCGCCCUUGGCUCAAAUAUUCUCGCCUUUCUCGCCCGCCGUUUCGAGGCUAGACUUGGACCAACCUCCAACUGGCGCACAACAUCGUGGCCGAAGGCGACACGCGCGUGAAGCCUCUUUGGAGGAUACGGACGAGGUCGCCCACGGCAGACACUCUUCCUCCUCGCCCUCGAGAGCGCUCUCUUACUCUGCCAAGGAAGAGAUCCAGCGCAUGGUCAAGCUGUCGCUCGGAGCGAGAUAUCGUGAAAAGGAAGUGACCAAGGACCAAUACACCGACAUCAACAGAGAUGUCAGCAGGAAGAUGUACGAUCUGGUUGGAGACGCAUCGGCGCUGAUGGAUCAGGAGUCGCGAGCAAAAUGGCAGCAAGUCGCUAAUGACGAAGUACAGAAGGCAAUAGAUGCGCUACCUACCACGCCUUCUGUCGAGGACCAUGCAGGUGAACAGGAGUGA